ACACGCUGACUAUGAGGGAGAAAAACACACAUGGAACUUGCUAUGGGUUGGGGAACUGCAAUAGGCUACAUACUUCCAUGGGAAAUAUGGGCUAGAGUGAUGCACCAUCAAAGUGAUUUAUUAGUUCUCAUCUAUUAAAGAUUGAUGCCACAGUCAUUGAUUUUAUGGAUGACGACACUGGCUGGCUACAUCCCAUCUUAUGGAGAUAGGAUUGCAGCAAGACGCUUCUGUUUGCAACGUCAUGGUGCAAGUACAAAAGAAUCAACAAAAACUUCAUUGCUUGAAAAACUGAAAAAAAAGAUGGCCAUUGGUGGGAAUGAUGAUGAUACUAAUAACCAGGAGACUUCUACAGCUAAACGGAAAAGAAGUUACGCAAAACACAACAAAUGGGCAGAAAAAGCAACAAGAAAAACUGAGUUGGGGUGGAUCCACGAAGUCCGAAAACGUGGGGGGGGGGGGGGGGGCAAGGACCCUUGAUGUCCCCAAAGAAUCCAAAAAAAGAGGACAUAUUACAGUAUGCCAAAGACAUUUUCUUCCCAAAAGGACAAAACAGAGUAGGAAAAUUUGAAGCAUUUAGUCAUGACAUAUUAGACUAUCAGGAGGAAACUAUUUUUGAUAACGUUAUUACAGUUGGAGAACUGUACAGCAUACUUAAAAUGGGAGUGUUGCGCUUUUACCUGUGCACUAAGGCCCCAGAAGACACGGAAGAUGAAGAAUGUGAUGGGGGAAAAUCAGAUGUGAACAAGGAUGUUCAUAAUGACAUGUUAGAAAAAGAUGAGCAGCCUUUUCAAACUGUUGCUAUAGAGGCAAUCCUAGACACAUCUGAGAUGAUGCUUGGCCCCUAUCUUGGAGAACCCAUGGCUGGCCAAAUGGAUGACACUUUGAUAUAUCAACCUGGCCUGCAGAACGAUGAGGACAUUAUCAUCACAUCAGACCUCAUUCCCAGAAUAAGCUCAGCACUCAGUACUCCAUACACUGCAUCUAUAGGUGACAACACAUUGAGCAUGCCUCCCCCAAUAAGCACAGCAUUCUCUAAUUCAGACACAGCAUUGACAGAUGAUGAAGCUUCCAGCAUGCCUCCCCCAACAAGCACAGCAUUCUCUACUUCAGACACAGCAUUGACAGAUGAUGAAGCUUCCAGCAUGCCUCCCCCAACAAGCACAGCAAACGUUACUCCAGAGUCAGCAUCUAUAGGUGAGGUAGCAAGUAGUUCUACUGUUUCAUAUGAUGUUGUGCAUAUCACCAUAAAACUUCAUAGGGUAAAUCUUCUAGAGGAGAUGAUAGGCCAAUUCAAGGAUUCAGCACUUCUCAAGCAUAACCUGAGAUACACUUACAUAGAUGAAAAAGGAGCUGACGCGGAUGGUGUCUCAAGGGAUGUGUAUGCUACAUUUUGGACCGAGCUACUGGACCACACAGCUGAAGGGGACGACCAGAGGAUUCCAUCUCUGUGUCCUAAGUGGCAAGAAGAAGAGUGGAAAUCCAUUGGCCGAAUUCUACUGAAGGGAUUUCAAGACCAUGGCUAUUUUCCCUGUCGCCUUUCUCCUGUUUUUGCAGUGGCACUUAUUUUUGGUGAGAGUGAAGUCUCAGAUGAUGUGCUUUUUGAAAGUCUUCUGUAUGUCAGUCAGUCAGACAGGAAUCUGAUCACCACUGCCUUAAAGGAAGAUCUUUCAGAAGAGGAAAGGGAUGAGCUGAUUGACCUUCUGGACCGUUUGGAUGUAACAGCACUUCCAACACAACAGAAUUUAAAAGGCAUCCUUCUGAAAGUGGCACACAAGCAGUUGAUCCAAAAGCCAAGAUAUGCAUCUGAAAAGAUGUCCUUUGUUGCUGGUUCCUCCCUAAGAGAAGCUUUUGCAAGCCCACAAGAUGUCCUGCACAUGUAUGAGGACAAAAAGCCAACAACCAAAAGGCUUUUGAAAAUGCUAGAUGCCUCUCCUUCAAGUCAAGCAGAAACCCAAAGCUUUCGUUUCUUGCAACAAUACAUCAGAGGCUUAGAUGAGGCAGGUCUCCAAAGAAUUUUAAGAUUUGUGACAGGGUCAGAUUUCACGUGUCAACAAAAUUAGCAUCAUGUUCACGGCAGUUGAUGGACUUGCACGAAGACCUGUUGCACAUACUUGUGGUCCAGUUCUGGAACUGCCUUGGACAUACGGUUCCUAUCCGGAGCUACGCACUGAGUUUGACAGUGUACUGAUUGACAAAACAUCCUACAAGUUCAGUCUAGCUUAGGUUUGUUAUAUUAUGAUAUGCUCAUCUUAGCUGGAGGUGCACAUAAUGUCUAAAGAUAUUCAGAGCAGAGCAUUUUAUGACCUGUCAAGUUGAUGCAAAAAAAAUCCCUGUUACUUUAGUUCUUCCAGAGUGCAGCUCAAGACCUGACCGCUGUUCUAUACUCGUUACCUGUCUGGGAGUUCUCUAAUGAGUUACCUAAUACAUGCUCUGCAUGUAAAUGUACUGUUACGUGAAAGAGCAAUUUGAUACUACAAUGAUUGUUCUAAAUAUUGCUACAAAAUGAAUGUAGACUUGCACUUAUAUCCAUUGUUUUUUUUAUUGAUUAUAGAUUGCACCUUAAUGUUGGGAAACACAAACAGUUUAUUUUAUGUAAUGUUUACAUUUUUGAUAUGCAUAUCUGAUCUUGGAUCUCAUGUCAAAUAAUAGUGCACAUAGUGUUUAAAGAUAUCAGAGCAGAGCAUUUUAUGACCUGUCAAGUUGAUCCAAAAAAAUCCCUGUUACUUUAGUUCUUCCAGAGUGCAGCUCAAGACCUGACCGCUGUUCUAUACUUUUGUUACCUGUCUGGGAGUUCUCUAAUGAGUUACCU
Messenger RNA from Epinephelus moara (kelp grouper), 2809 nucleotides. RefSeq lists its product as uncharacterized. Bases 477 to 2060 code for a protein of 527 amino acids. Lineage: Eukaryota; Metazoa; Chordata; Actinopteri; Perciformes; Serranidae. The transcript is spliced from 2 exons. Gene Ontology annotation, molecular function: ubiquitin-protein transferase activity. The record is from RefSeq and is a predicted model, not a curated record.